This is a messenger RNA of Cynara cardunculus var. scolymus (artichoke), 1134 nucleotides long. Its product is annotated as ORM1-like protein 3. The record is from RefSeq and is a predicted model, not a curated record. NCBI's taxonomy places the organism in Eukaryota, Viridiplantae, Streptophyta, Magnoliopsida, Asterales, Asteraceae. The transcript is spliced from 3 exons. Gene Ontology annotation, cellular component: endoplasmic reticulum membrane. Gene Ontology annotation, biological process: negative regulation of ceramide biosynthetic process; ceramide metabolic process; intracellular sphingolipid homeostasis. The coding region runs from base 254 to 727 and encodes 157 amino acids.
ACGAUAAGUAUUGAAUAUAAUUUUGGUUGGUUAUGCGUUUCAAUUAUGUCUAAAUUUGCGUGCUAAUAAUGACCACCACCACCAUCGCCGUUACCAAUUGCCAUCAUCAUCACCAACACCAACACCAACACCAACAAUCAUCGCUUUUCUCUUCUUCUCUUCUCUUCAAGUCCACACACCCACCAUCUAUAACCACCUUCCCACCUGCUUCAAAAUCAUCCUUACACCAUUCUGAUUCUCCUUUUAUACUAUAAUGGCUAACUUGUAUGUCCAAGCGGUUCCGCCCACGGAUCUCAACCGGAAUACCGAGUGGUUCAUGUAUCCAGGUGUCUGGACCACCUACAUACUCAUCCUAUUCUUCGCUUGGCUCGUCGUUCUAUCCGUCUCCGGUUGUUCUCCUGGCAUGGCCUGGACCACCGUCAAUCUCGGUCACGCUCUGGUUACAUAUCACUUCUUUCACUGGAAGAAGGGAACACCCUUUGCUGAUGACCAGGGAAUCUACAACAGGUUGACUUGGUGGGAGCAAAUUGAUAGUGGCAAACAGCUCACUCGCAACAGGAAGUUUCUAACUGUUGUACCUGUGGUGCUGUACUUGAUAGCAUCCCAUACAACCGACUAUCAGAACCCGAUGCUGUUGUUGAACACAGUGGCGGUCUUUGUGCUGGUGAUUGCCAAGUUCCCACACAUGCAUAAGGUCCGGAUUUUCGGAAUCAAUGCUGAAGAGUGAGGGAGGAGGUGUCUGAGUAGUCGAGUUCCAGUUCCAGUACCAUCCCAUGGAUAUAUGUGCAUCCUAUCCUUGUUAAUUUUGACAUAUAACAGACAUUUCAAAAAGGGUAUAUUAGCUUUCUUUUUGACAUGUGUUUGGUGGAUGAUCUUGAAACUAGAAGGAAAAAAAAAGGAAUCUUUGUGAAAUGAUGUAUGUGGGUAAAGAUCAAAAUUCAUCAUAUAAAACCAAGCAAAACAUAAACAAUGGAAGGAAAGAAAACGGAGAAAACCCGUUUGUGGGUAAGUGCGUGCUGAUUACGGUAAGAAUCAAAUGUUGUGUAUUUAGAGUGGGUUUUUUGAUUCACAAUUUGUAAUCUAUAUCUGUGUUGGAUGAUUGAAUGUUGAAAGGAAGUUGAUGUCAAGUGGAUA